Carassius auratus (goldfish) is the source of this 3515-nucleotide messenger RNA. It is a transcript of the gene ppp4r1, whose product is annotated as protein phosphatase 4, regulatory subunit 1. Lineage: Eukaryota; Metazoa; Chordata; Actinopteri; Cypriniformes; Cyprinidae. Gene Ontology annotation, molecular function: protein phosphatase regulator activity; protein binding. Gene Ontology annotation, biological process: protein dephosphorylation. Gene Ontology annotation, cellular component: cytoplasm. Bases 159 to 2672 code for a protein of 837 amino acids. The record is from RefSeq and is a predicted model, not a curated record. The transcript is spliced from 20 exons.
CCUCGGCGCGUGCCUGAUAAAGGCUAAGACGUGCGCGGGCCCGGCAGCAGAGCUCGACUGGAGUUCCGAGGCGUGUGUUUUGUGUGUUUUUGUCUAGUUUUGUGUAGUUUGUGUUGGUCAUCAGCACAGAAGCGGCUUAGAUGUAGAAGCGGCGCAGGAUGGCGGAUCUCUCUCUGCUGCAGGACUCGCAGGAGGACACGGACGGAUUGCUGGACUUCGUGUCUCAGGAUGAGAUGUUGACUCCUCUGGGUCGACUGGACAAGUACAUCAGCAGCGAGAACAUCUUCAACAGGCAGAUGGUGGCCCGCAGUCUUCUGGACACGCUCCGGGCGGUCAGCGAGGAUGAGCGCGACUGUGUGUCUGUGCUGGAGCAGAUCGACAGACUCGCAGACGACCCGGAGCCGACGGUUCGAGCGGAGCUGAUGGAGCAGAUCCCACACAUCGCCAUCUUCUGUCAGGAGCACAGACCUUCCAUUCCCUUCGCUUUCUCCAAGUACCUGCUUCCCAUCGUGGUGCGGUACCUGUCCGACCAGAACAACCUGGUGAGGAAGACGAGUCAGGCGGCGCUGCUGGUGCUGCUGGAGCAGGAGCUGAUGGAGCGAGGAGACGUGGAGAGUCUGGUGUGUCCAGUGCUGGUGGAUCUGACCGCUCCCGACAGCAGCGACGACGUCAAGACCGAAGCCAUGGCGAUCAUCUGUAAAAUGGCUCCGAUGGUGGGGAAGGACGUCACCGAGAGGCUCUUCCUGCCGCGCUUCUGUGAGAUGUGCUGCGACUGCAGGAUGUUCCACGUGCGUAAGGUUUGUGCGGCGAACUUCGGAGACAUGUGCAGUGUGGUCGGAGGAGAGGCGACGGAGGAGCUGCUGCUGCCGCGGUUCUUCCAGCUGUGCUCUGAUAACGUGUGGGGGGUGCGCAAGGCCUGCGCUGAGUGCUUCAUGAGUGUCUCCUCGGCCUCGUCUCCAGAAGUGCGCCGCACCAGACUCUCGUCUCUGUUCAUCAGUCUGAUCAGCGACCCGUCACGCUGGGUGCGUCAGGCCGCGUUCCAGUCCCUCGGGCCCUUCAUCUCCACCUUCGCCGGCCCCUGCAGUAGCUCGGGUCAGUUCUUCAGAGACGAGGAGCAGAGCGGCUCACAGACUCACAGCACAGACGCAGAGACCGUGUGUCCGCCGCAGGAGCAGGACGAGAGUCUGACCGCAGACGACUCACAGAAGUGCCUUCCUUCAUCAUCAUCAUCAUCAGAGGAGGAGGAGGAGGAGGAGGAGGAGAUCCCGGAGCAGGAGCUCUUCAACUCCUUCCACUUCUGGAGGACGCCCAUCCCACGGCUCGACCCGGAGCUGGAGCUGGAGGAGGACAGGCGGCCCCCGGCCCCCCCGCUGGACAGGAAGCACCUGCAGGAGCUGAUCGAGAACCUGGAGCCGCACAUCGACGACCCCGACGUCAAAGCACAAGUGGAUGUCCUGACUGCUGCUCUGAGAGCCACGGCGCUGGACUCUGGACUGGAAGACGCUUUCCUGGAGCCUCAAGCAGCUCGAUCAAACCCUUUCAGCUCCCAGCAGCCCUCAGAACACCUGUCAGCCGACAUACAGAGGCGUGUGACGCGUGACGAUGAUGACUCUGACGGGAGCGACUGCUGCCUGAAUCCUGAAGACGAGAGGAAAUCCAAACAGCAGGAUGUGGUUCCCCAGGCGCUGCUGGAGCAGUAUCUGUCGAUGACGGACCCGUCUCGCGCUCAGACGGUGGAUAUGGAGAUCGCGAGGCACUGUGCGUUCAGUCUGCCUGGAGUCGCUCUGACCCUGGGACGACAGAACUGGCACUGCCUGCGCGACACCUACGAGACGCUGGCCUCCGACAUGCAGUGGAAGGUGCGGCGGACGCUGGCGUUCUCCAUCCAUGAGCUGGCUAUGAUUCUGGGAGAUCAGCUGACCGCUGCUCAUCUGGUGCCCAUCUUCAACAGCUUCCUGAAGGAUCUGGACGAGGUUCGCAUCGGCGUCCUCAAGCACCUCUACGACUUCCUCAAGCUGCUGCAUCAGGACACUCGGAGGAAGUAUCUGUAUCAGCUGCAGGAGUUUCUGGUGACAGAUAACAGUCGUAACUGGAGGUUUCGCUCCGAGCUGGCCGAGCAGCUGGUGCUGCUGCUGGAGCUGUACAGUGCUCAGGAUGUUCAUGAUUAUCUGCGGCCGCUGGCUCUGUGUCUGUGUUCUGACCGCGUGUCGUCUGUGCGCUGGACGUCCUACAGACUGGUGAGCGAGAUCAUCAGGAAGCUGUCGUCGUGUUCGUCUCUGCUGGUGAGUUUUCUGGGAGAGCUGGUGGAGAAGUUCUGUCACUCUCAGAAGUGGUCCGGUCGUCAGGCGUUUGCCUUCGUCUGUCAGCUGUCUAUAGAGGAGGAGUGUCUGUCUCUGGAUCAGUUCUCCGAGCAUCUUCUUCCUCCUCUUCUUCAGCUGGCGUCUGAUCCGGUCCCUAACGUCCGUGUGCUGCUGGCCAAAACCCUGCGGCAGACGCUGCUGGAGCGAGAGUAUUUUGUGAGCUCGGUGAACGGUCAGCAGGAGGCGCUGGAGCACACACUCGUGUCUCUGCAGACAGAUGUGGAUAAAGAUGUCAAAUACUUCGCCAGCGUUCACCCCAGCAGCACACGUCUGAACGAGGACGCCAUGAGCACCACGUCCUCCACCUACUGACCCAGAAUGCACCUCUCUACAGGGCUGGGGUUUGUUUUAUUUCACCACAGAAGCCUUAAACGUGUCUUCCUCCUCCAGACGGACUCUGUCCUCGCUCUUUUAGUCUGAGUGCAGCACACUGAUGGACGUCCUCCGCUCGCUCAGUGUUUUAAUGACUCUCACACUGUCUCUGAUCAUGAGGAAUCUCCAUCUGUCCAAUAAACUUUCACACACCACUGCUGCUGUUCUCCGAGUCCUUCAGACCGAUUCCAUGUUCAUCUCAUUAACAUUAAAGCCUGGACUAACAGUGUCUUUCUCGGCAUUCAUUAAUGUUCGUUCAUAAAAACACCACUUUUGAUCUUAUUAAUGUAUUAAUGUUGAGAUUAUCAUUAAUAUCAGUACUGUAGAAGUAUUGAUCAUUAUUAGUUCUGAACUAAUAAAAAUGAAUGCAUGAUCAUUAAUUCUACAGAAUUUAUCAGCAGCAGUUUUUAAAUGUUUAUAUACUUUUAUAUCUUGACAAAAAUAUUCUGCUGAAUAAUCACGAGAAUCUGAUACAAAAUAACCAUCUUUCAUAACUGGACUCAUGAAUAUAACAACUGGAUAAAAUGUUACAAAAUAUCAAGUUAGUUUCUACUUUUAUACAACUUCAGAUUUUAAAUGCAUUAUGAGCAAACAUGAAUCGAUGAGCAGAACUGCUUUUUUAAAUGUAAAUGAAUCUCAGGUUUAAUAUUUCAGUGAUCUGAACUGUGUGUUUCCAUCGAGUCUCUUCUGUUCCUGUUCAUGUCCGUCAAUCAGUCUGGAUUGUUUAACACACUACAGAAAUAACUGUGACUUCAUGCAGAUAAAAUAAAUAUUCAUCAGUUG